Microtus oregoni (creeping vole) is the source of this 588-nucleotide messenger RNA. Its product is annotated as keratin-associated protein 4-2-like. Gene Ontology annotation, cellular component: keratin filament. The transcript has a single exon. NCBI's taxonomy places the organism in Eukaryota, Metazoa, Chordata, Mammalia, Rodentia, Cricetidae. The record is from RefSeq and is a predicted model, not a curated record. Bases 1 to 588 code for a protein of 195 amino acids.
AUGGUCAGCUCCUGUUGUGGCUCUGUCUGCUCUGAGGAGGGCUGUGGCCAAGGCUGCUGCCAGCCCAGCUGCUGCCAGCCCACCUGCUGUAGGCCCAGCUGCUGUGUGUCCAGCUGCUGCAGACCCAGCUGCUGUCAGUCUGUGUGCUGCCAGCCCACCUGUUGCCGCCCCAGCUGCUGCAUUUCUAGCUGCUGCAGGCCUUCCUGCUGCCGCCCCAGCUGCUGUGUGUCCAGCUGCUGCAGGCCCUCUUGCUGCAUCUCCAGCUGCUGCCGCCCCUGCUGUAGCAGUUCCAGUUGCUGUGUGUCCAGCUGCUGCCGCCCCAGCUGCUGCAGGCCUUCCUGCUGCCAACCCAGCUGCUGUCGCCCUAGCUGCUGUGUGUCCAGCUGCUGCAGGCCUUCUUGCUGCAUCUCCAGCUGCUGCCGCCCCUGCUGUGGCAGUUCCAGCUGUUGUGGAUCAAGUUGCUGUCGCCCCAGCUGCUGUGUGUCCAGCUGCUGCAGGCCUCAGUGCUGCAUCUCCAGCUGCUGCCGCCCUACCUGCUGCCAGACCUCUUGCUGCCGCCCAGCAUGCUCUAGCUGUUCUUGCUGCUGA